Molecule: messenger RNA, 3298 nt
Organism: Coturnix japonica (Japanese quail)
Lineage: Eukaryota; Metazoa; Chordata; Aves; Galliformes; Phasianidae
Source: RefSeq, a predicted model, not a curated record
CAGGAAGUUGUUUGAGUCGCCUGGAUAAAAGCCCAUGGCAGCUGGGCGUGCAGCAAAAGCGAGACAGAGCCCGCUGCAUCAGCCACCAGCCCGAGGAAUAACAUUAGUUCCAGCCUCACAAUGAGCUGUUUACUGGCCUUGGCUGCCUGUGGGAACGGCCAAGAAGAGCGGAGGAAAAGGACAGACAAACACAAUGCGAGCGGGACGCGCUAGAUGGGAGGCUGGGCUUUAAACUCGCCCUCAGGAUUUCAACCCUAUGGAACUGGAGAGGGCUGAAAAAGAAAUAAAAGGGCACUGGCUGCUCUGCAGCACAAACGGGCCGAGACAAAUCAGCCAUCUGCUGCACUGCUGCUGCCUGGAGACCCCCGGUCCUGGCUGGAGGGCUGAUACUGAAGAGCCUACAGGUUUUCCAUCCAGAACCUGGGGCUCUGAGAGCAGUCUGCUGGGGAACCACAGUCCGGGGGGCUCUGGGCAACCUCUUUGAGAAGUUUUCCCCGACAAAAAGCAAGCAGCAAACCAACAACAAAUCUUCCUAAACCCUUCACAAUGAUUUUUUCCUCUCCGGCUGGCGCUGCCUUGCAGCUUCCCGCUGCUUUCUCCACUCCCACCCCCUCCUCACUGGAAGCAGCAAGGAGAGACCCCCGAGAGCUCCCGCUGCCCGCAGACCCCGCGCAGACAUCGGGCCCGUUCUUCCCAAGACGCGAUGGCCGCAGCCUCGAGCAGUUCUGUUUCCUCUCCGAACAAAGGGAGGCCGAGAGCUGCCGGGGGCUUCGGAUUUUAAUGGUGAACAGCGAAGUUUUAGCAGCGAGAGCGCGCAGCCCUCCCGCGUGGGAAUAGCUGGGCGCUGGCUGCAACACACAGAAAGGAUCCAUGGGGAACUGCAGCAAGGAACGGGUCCGAACCCGGAUGAAAGGAUGCACAACGAGGACGUGGUAACAAGGGUUCAAGCGACCUUCCUGGAAGACGUUUAUCAGGAAGAAAAGAGAUGACUGCCUUAUUUUAUGGAUGGCACUGAAGUAGACUUUGACCUUCUUCAGAAGCACGCCACAGACUUGGCAUGGGAAACCACAGCAACAACCAUACCUGUUUGACAGAUGAUUCCUUUAAGUACAACUUGUAUGGAGCCGUGUACAGCGUGGUCUUCAUCCUCGGUUUGAUCACUAACUGUGCUUCCCUCUUUGUUUUCUGCUGCCGGAUGAAGAUGCGGAGUGAAACAGCCAUCUUCAUGACAAACCUGGCGGUUUCAGAUCUGCUAUUUGUGUUCACUUUGCCUUUUAAAAUUUUUUACAACUUUAACAGACAUUGGCCUUUCGGAGAUAGCCUUUGCAAGAUUUCUGGGACGGCAUUUCUCACCAAUAUCUAUGGGAGCAUGCUGUUCCUCACUUGCAUCAGUGUAGACCGUUUCCUUGCAAUAGUCUACCCGUUCCGGUCUCGUACCAUUAGGACCAGAAGAAAUUCAGCCAUAGUCUGUGCUGGCGUUUGGAUACUGGUCCUCAGCGGUGGAAUCUCAGCCUCGUUGUUCUCCACAACCAACGUUUCCAACACCAGCACCACCUGCUUUGAAGGCUUUUCCAAACGUAUCUGGAAAACCUAUUUGUCUAAGAUCACUAUAUUUAUUGAGGUGGUGGGGUUCAUCAUUCCUUUGCUACUCAACCUCACCUGUUCCUCCUUAGUUCUCAGGACUCUUCGCAAACCUGCCACGUUGUCUCAGAUCGGGACAAACAAAGAAAAAGUAUUGAAGAUGAUCAUUGUGCACGUGGCCAUUUUUGUUGUGUGCUUCGUGCCUUAUAACUCCAUACUCUUCUUGUACGCUCUCGUGCGGUCCCAGGCGAUAGCAAACUGUUCCUUGGAGAGGUUUGCACGGACAAUGUACCCAAUCACAUUGUGCAUUGCAACCAUGAACUGCUGCUUUGACCCAUUCAUCUAUUACUUCACAUCAGAAUCCUUCCAGAAAUCUUUCAACAUAAAGACACAGAUAAAAAUGGACUCCCUUUUCAAGACUGAGACCCCUCUAACAAAGACCGCUCUACCAGCACAGCAGGAUGAAAUAAGUGACCAGGCCAUUACAAACGGGGGAGAUCCAACAUCUGAAUCACAUUUCUAGUGCCAUGUUGACACGUGCCUUAUCCCCCAUUACCUUUUUGAUUAACACCAGGUGUGAAACAGUUCUUUGAGAGCACGUGGGUUCUCACACACUGCUAAUGAAUAAAAGUCACUGGGGAAUAACUGCACAGGUAGGUAAGUUCCUAUGGUGGGAUGGUCCCACCAGAUGGGAUGUAAAAAUUCCGAUGGCACUCUUUGGAAAGACACCAUACACGCCAGCAAAGGAGGGAACAGAACAGAUUCCUUAAUCAGGAUAUGCAGAAAGUGCCAACAUUUGGCAUUUCUUCUCCCCAGUGGUUGAAGUGGGACCAGUUGGGAAGUAUAAAGUUUGAUUUUUCUUAGAGAUAUCUGCCAGUAUUUCAUGCCUUCUGGAAACGCAUCAUCGUAUGUUAACUCAGUAACUUCACACAAUAUGUAUGUUUGUUUAAAAAGGUAUAAUAAAAGCUUUGGGCUUUUCCUUAUUUCACUGCAAGAGUAUAUAUGUCCCCGCUUUACUAGAUACAGGCACAUUAAGUUUACUGUAUGGAGAGGUUUGGAGCUUACUGUAUGGAAAUGUUCAGAGCAUACAUAAUACUUUUGAAAGUAGGUAGAUGGGUUGCUUAAUGAUAUUAAAAAAAAAAAAAAAAAAAAAAAAAGCCUAAAAAGUAAUUAAUGAUUAAUGAUGCAGUUUCAAAGUAAGUUUCAUUUUGUAAGACUAAACUGUCUCUUAAUUUAUUUUUAACUCUCCCUGGAGAUGUCACUUAGGAGCACAUUACUGCUCUGUUGCACCUGGGCUUUUGUGUUCCAGGAGAUUAUGGGACUAUUUCUGGUAAGCCAGCUGAAGGAAAGGGCCUGGAACCCCACAGGCCUCACCAGCCCAAGCCUCUCUAAAGGAACAGUGUGAGGCUGAAGAACCCGGGAGUGCUGCCCUUACAAAAGAGCAUUUGGAUACAGACAGUUGGUGUCAGAGCACCCAAUUCACAGAAGACAUCCAAUUAACAGAAGGGCUUGUUGGUGAUUGCCUGCUGGAUUUUUGCUACACACUCAACUAAUUAAACUAAAUGGUCUCAAAGUAACUCCAGAAGAAGUUAAAUGAGUUAGCUGCACUCUGUUCCUCACUACCACAAUGCUUCCUUGUUUUGCAAUUAAUUUAUUACAUAUCCUGCAUUUCCUUUUAUAGAUAUAGAUUAUAUAAAUAUAUGUGGAAAAUUAACUA